AUGCACCUCUACAGUCUUGCCUGGCGCUUCAACUUCGCUGCCUUCGCAAACUUAAUCUGUUCCUCAGUUAUUCCCUCGUCCAACAAGCGCUUGCAUCCUGAUGAUACCUUCGUCAACAUCGAAGACAACAAAUCUGUCGACAAAGACCAUGACUCGGUCCGCGAGGAUGCUCGUACAAACCCUAAGCCUCGUAGAAAGAAACAGAAGGCCCCAGAGAAGUCCCCCGAGUUGGUUGACGGAGAUGGGGUCUUCAUCGACAUCGAUGUCUCAAUCGCGGACCCAGGAUCAUCUCGGGAAGGCAAAACUGCCGAUAUCAACACAUUCUUUGGAGCGACGUUUGAGCAAACUGGGGCCAAUGGCAAAGUGAAGAAACACCGAAAGUGUAGUGUUUGUCCGUAA
Messenger RNA from Suillus fuscotomentosus, 399 nucleotides. RefSeq lists its product as uncharacterized. The transcript has a single exon. Bases 1 to 399 code for a protein of 132 amino acids. NCBI's taxonomy places the organism in Eukaryota, Fungi, Basidiomycota, Agaricomycetes, Boletales, Suillaceae. The record is from RefSeq and is a predicted model, not a curated record.